AUGCUCUGGAUGUAUCACCCUCCUAUGCUUGGAAACAGAAGAAAUGAGAGUACCAAUUCUGAUAAACUAAACCAGGACAAGGAACUUGAACCGCUUAAAAACCAAAUCGCUCUUUUCCAUGGAAUGUAUGGUUUCUCUUCCGAUACAAAAGAUAUCCUUGAUGAAGAGAGUAAGGUAACAUUUUAUGGGAAUAAAAGUGUUAUUUCCAAUCUCUUAGAGAAGUUUGAAUGUAUAUCAGCAGAGACAACUCUGGCGCGGAAGAUAUUAAUACAAAGACCUUCUUCAACUUGGGAUAUUUCUUCAAGAAGGCGAAAUGAAUCAUCUGGAAAUAUACCAGAUGAUCCACCUUCUAUUUUUCUAGUCGUGACAAAACCUUGUCCUUCAACUACUACUCUCAUUUCGGCGGUCAUUGCACUUUGGAGCCAAUAUCAGUUAUUCUAUGGUGCUGAAUGGAUUAAUCAAAUGAACAAUUCAGAUGUGUAUGAAGCUUUUGAUAGAUGGUGGACCGCUAAACUGUCUCCUCUAGAGUGUGGUGGAUCCAUUCUACGAAUUAUGGAUGUGAUAACAGUUGGUAAGCCUCUUGAGAGUAAGCAGAUUACCCUUUUAAACGAAGUUUAUUUGAAGAAUAAGAGAUUUGUUGGAUCCAUACUGUUAUACGUCCCGUCAGCUUUUCAACCACAUAUUGUUUACGAGCAAGGGCGGCGCUUACAACUAAAAAUACGCAAUACUCUUAUCAUGUAUUGUACGAACGAGUGUCAAAAUCUUCUGGAAGGAGAAGAGUACUCCCGUUUCUUUGGGCCUUUCUCGGCCUCGGAUUUGCAUUCACCUGGAUCUGAAGAUCAUGAUGAAAAUACACAUUGGGAGUUAAGUGUCAGCUGUGUUUUUAAAAAGCGACAAAAGCGGAUAUUUAUAAUUCGAUGGAACAAGGCUAAUGGAACUUCUUGUGAGAAGAAAAACAAUGAAGAUUAUAUGAUAAAAAGUGCGACGGCUGAUUAUAGCGAUAAUGAAUCACAGAAGGCACUAUGGGAACAAAUAUACGAAAUACAAACGAAGCAUGAGCACAAUUAUGAGCAUGAAGAUGGUGGAGCAUUGAAGAAAAAAAUUAAAAGGGGCGAUCUGAUCGAUGAUUUCUGGUAUAUAGUCAUUCAUAAUUUUACCGGUCUAGCAUAUGUUCACACGGACUUUCCAAUACAGGACGCGCAGCAUAUUUGGGUUCAUGUGGAUGAAAUUAUAAGCAAUAAAAAUUCUAAUGCUAGUCGAACGAUACAUAGCAAUCGGGGAUACUGGAUUGCUGAACGACAUCAAGCAUUAAGGCGUUCUAUGAAGACUUUACAUACAGAUGAACUUGGACAACCCGAUGACAAAAGUCAAAGUGAAGGAUCCGAUCUUCAAAUACCUGCCGAGUCGUUAAAUCAAUGCUGGCAAACCGAAAUGCUUACAUAUUUGUUAAUAAGUAAGACAAAACGGUGGAGCAGUCUUAACGAGACGACAGAAAAAGUAUUACGGUUCAUAGACGAAUUCUCAGCAUGUAUACUACGUGACAUGGAAACCCGCGAGACUUAUAGUAUACUCGAAAGUAAUAAAAGCACAGACAACUAG
This is a messenger RNA of Schizosaccharomyces octosporus yFS286, 1599 nucleotides long. RefSeq lists its product as uncharacterized. The coding region runs from base 1 to 1599 and encodes 532 amino acids. Lineage: Eukaryota; Fungi; Ascomycota; Schizosaccharomycetes; Schizosaccharomycetales; Schizosaccharomycetaceae. The transcript has a single exon. The record is from RefSeq and is a predicted model, not a curated record.